Messenger RNA from Meira miltonrushii, 3294 nucleotides. RefSeq names its product COG2-domain-containing protein. Bases 1 to 3294 code for a protein of 1097 amino acids. The transcript has a single exon. The record is from RefSeq and is a predicted model, not a curated record. Gene Ontology annotation, cellular component: membrane; COG complex. Gene Ontology annotation, biological process: protein transport; Golgi organization; intra-Golgi vesicle-mediated transport. NCBI's taxonomy places the organism in Eukaryota, Fungi, Basidiomycota, Exobasidiomycetes, Exobasidiales, Brachybasidiaceae.
AUGUCCGACAGGCAAGGCCAAAAUGUGCCUGAGGAUUACAUAUCACGCAAUGACAAUACACCCUUAGAAUUACCGCAACCUCGACCUCUAGACCAUUCCGACGUUCAUCUUUCUCCUCAAAAUGGUCAACAUUUCGAUGUGGACGCUUUUCUUGUCUCGCGUGCACCAGGAACAUCUCUUGCACAGAUAAGCAAUGAACUUCAAACGUUUGGUGCACAACUAAAGGAUGAAUUGAACGAAGUUGUCGAUAGAGAUUUCAGAGGAUUCGUCAAUUUGGGCGUAGCCUUGAAAGCGGAAAGGCCUAGGAUUGCAAGGUUGGAUUGGAAAGUUGCUUCUACAUCGAACAACACGAUUGAAGACAUCGAUGGGAGGUCAGCAGCUUUGACUUCACCCUCACAGAAGCGGAUUCAACGUGAUCCGUUCAAGAGCAUUGACCUACCGCCGCGUGAUUCUGGCAGCAACCUAGGAUUGGAAAGCGUUCGGGGAGAGAUUGUGAGAAUUCGCGACAAAUUGCGGGAAGCUGAAGAAGGGAUCAGAGCAACACUGAAUGACAAAGAGUCCAUCGAAGUACAAAGAUCAAAUCUGCAACUGCUCCUGGGGUUCAGCGAUUCUUUAGGCAGGCUCGAGGGAUUGCUCCUACCAUCCAAUCAGCAAAAUGAAGAAGAUGAAAUGCAUGAAGAAGUCCUUGGACCUCAAGACCAAUCAUUCAGGUAUUGGCAGUCCUUUGAGGAAUCAGGUCUGGACGUGAGCAGUGAGGAAGAAUCCGAGCUGACCUCCUCUUCGGAAGAGGAGGAAGUUGACAGAUUACCCAUGCGGAGACCUUCGAUCGUAUCUGCAAAACAAGCUUCGACAUCGGCGGUCAAAUCUAGAAGGAGAUCUUCAGGUCUGAUAGCAGCUCGAAGGCAGUCAUCCUUAGGUCUGAUUGAUGCAUCGGCUGCACUCUCAUCGGAAUCGUCAAAGAAGCCUACGAUAACUCUACCAUCUCGGAUUGCUAGAGCGGCUUCGGAGUAUAGUGCUUUGCAAUUCUUAUCGCAACAAGCCAUUUCGAUGGGCUAUACAGAGUUCGUUGAGGCGCAUGCCGAGCGUCUAGGCAGGAUCAGGCUUGCUUUGAAAGCAGAUUUGGCAAAGCUGGUCAAAACUCUUUGCAGUCUAGAAGGGCCAUCAUUAUUGGUGAGCACGCCAGAUAGAUACAGUAAAUCCUCAAGUGGCUCAAAGGACACAUACAAAUCAGCAGAAGAAGCUGAAUUGGCAAGUUGGGGUCAACUUUCUUCUUCAUUGGAGUCAUCUAUCGCAGAACAGGCUACUUGGCUAGAAUUGGCUAUAAGUACAUGGAGUGCUCUUCCCCAAGACAUAUCUUCUACACGAGCAGCUGAUAUCUCCGAGGUGGAAGAAGCAAUCCGAAAAGCAUUGGUGGAGCAGUGGGCAUCCAAGUACAUCGAUUCAUUCUCACUAGAUGGUCAAUUACCCAAAACGCCAAUGACACCAAAUGGACCUUUUGGUACGGCACCUAGCACUGGAACGUUCGACAAAAGCUUUUCCACCUCUCCCACAUUCGCAUCUGAUCCAAAUCAGAGGUCUAAUUAUGAGAUACCUUAUUCCAUCGUAGGAGAUGACGUGGAACGGGUAAGGCCUUUGAUCGAUCUGUACAACAACAUCCUCACAUUCGUGGCAGAGCGAGCGACAAAGAUUGCAAAAGUGGCAGAGAAUGUACAACAGGCGCUACCAGAAACGACUGUUAGUGCCCUCUCGGCGGAGAGAGAUGCGCUCACAAGCUCAUCUUCAGGUUCUUGCGACGUUUUCGUUCGGUCUGUUUGGCGUCAUAUCACUACCAGAUUGAUGGAGCAAUUGGGAGGGAAGUUGUUCUUUGUUGGACGACCGGAGGACUUUCGAAGGAAUUAUAUCAUCUCCAUGGCGUUUUUGACAUCGUUUGAAAAGAUUGCACCCUCACAAAGAGCUGUGAUUGCCUUGCGGGCGGAUCCAAUCUACCAAAAUUUCAAGAAACGUUGGCAAUUGCCGGUAUACUUCCAAAUGCGAUUGCGAGAAAUUGUGACUGGAUUGGAGAACACUUUGAACAAUCAUACAAACAGCGUACAAGCCUCUCUGCAGAACCUCAGUGCAGGGUCACAGAAGCGAUCUUUGCCAAUAUUGCACGUCACAAAGAGGACGUUAGAAGCAUUUGAGGCGCCAUGGUCUGACGUAUGGCACAUUCGCGAUCUCAGUCAUAGGCAAUGGCGCUUGAGCUUACAGAUCUUGAGUCGAUAUCGAACGUGGAUGCAGGAUCAAUUACCAUCAGAUGUAUUGCCAGCACAUAGGAGAGUGGUAGACGCUUCUCGAUCGAAUGCAGCGGCUGGCACUGCCCGUUCUUCUUUUGAAGUACAACAGCAACAAAGACUCAAUACGUCCUCUACUCCAGCCUCACCUCAAAGGUCUAGCACACCAACAGCAGUAGAUGUGGAUCAAGAGAAUCAUUUGAUGAUUGUUUGUACGGCACUUGCAGCAGACAUUGCUUUCUUUGAGGAGACAGUCCGCAGCAUUUUUGAGAGAUCAAUCACAGCAAGACUAAAGGAAGGAGUGGAUGAUGAAGGAACGUCGAUCGACCUCUUCAAGAAGAUGAGAGAAUCCCUAGAUGCGGCUCUUACACUUUCUUCCCAACUGUACCCUCUUCUAUCAGCAAAGAUUAUCAGUGUACUCAAAACACGUUGUGCGGAGCCUUUACGAUUGGUUCGCUCGGUGAGUACGCAAUACCGUUCCGCGACCACAACCAAUCCCAAGAGUACUACAAAUGGAAGCGCGAACGGAAGUGCAAUGGAGCCUUCAUUCUUUGUCAAUCAAUUCUUACGACCGAUGAAACAGUACCUGGGUAAAUCAGACCAGAUAGGAACCGGAGGUGGUACGAAUGCAUCACGUCAGGCAAGCCAAGAUCAAGUCACACAAGCAAACAAUGGUGCUUUGAGUACUUUACUGCCGCAAGAAGUACGUCAAAGAUGGAUGAAUGAAGUUGUGGAAGAUUUCGUUGUACGGUAUACGGCAUCUUUGCAUACGAUGAGUAAGAAUUUCGAAUCGUUGCAACGUCUUAAGCGGAACAAUGCAGUCAGUCAAACCUCGUCUCAUUCCAAUCAUGCUGAUGGCGGAGAAGAUGCAGAGGCGACACGAAUGCAUGGUCAAAUGAUCACCGAUGUUGAAUAUUUGGAAAAAGAGGUGCACGAUUUACGAUUUGUCCAAACGGAGAUUUCAACAGAUACAGCUGCUUGGAAUCGUCUCAAAGCGGCAGCUAGAGGCGAUUUGGAGGAUUAA